Microplitis mediator is the source of this 3213-nucleotide messenger RNA. It is a transcript of the gene LeuRS-m, whose product is annotated as probable leucine--tRNA ligase, mitochondrial. Lineage: Eukaryota; Metazoa; Arthropoda; Insecta; Hymenoptera; Braconidae. The transcript has 5 exons. Gene Ontology annotation, molecular function: leucine-tRNA ligase activity; aminoacyl-tRNA deacylase activity; ATP binding. Gene Ontology annotation, biological process: leucyl-tRNA aminoacylation; mitochondrial translation. Gene Ontology annotation, cellular component: mitochondrion. The coding region runs from base 344 to 3034 and encodes 896 amino acids. The record is from RefSeq and is a predicted model, not a curated record.
ACUAAAAAAUUGUUUCUUAAUUUUGUUUUUAAUUAAUUAAUUCGGUUAAAUCUUCAGCUUUUUAAUGAAAUAUUAUAAUUUUUGUUUGAAAAAUAUAUUUCCAAUCAUUUUGUUAUCACGCUACUUAAUAAGUUUUACUUCAACCUGUGUUUUCAUAAGUUAUCGAAGAUGUAGGUUAUGCUUCAUAAUAAUACGUAGCCUCUGUAGCCAAAGCAUUAGUGACAUUUGUUAUUGUUUAUCGUUUUAAUUUUUAGUGCUUUCGACUAAUAAAUAAAUUAAAUACUUAUAGAUUUAACAAAAACAAUGGCAGCCAUAGUAAAUAUAUAAACAAACAAACUCAUUAAUGCCCAGUCAAUUAUUCAAAAUGAAAUCCAGUGGACUCAAUUGUUUGAAAUUAAAUUCUAUAAAAUUGAAACAGCAUUUAUUUUAUAAUGUCUUACGUUCAGCAUCAACUGGACUGGGAUUAUGGGAUUUAAAUAUGGACAAUGAAAUGCGUCAUAAAAUAGAAGAUCAUUGGAAAGAUAAAAUUUGGUCAAAUAAAAUCAAGGACAAUGACAGCGAUAAAGAAAAAUUCUACGUCCUGUCAAUGUUUCCAUAUCCAUCAGGAUCACUUCACAUGGGACAUGUGCGCGUUUAUAGUAUAAGUGAUGCAGUAUCACGGUUUCAUAAAAUGAAAGGUAAGAAUGUAAUCCACCCAAUGGGUUGGGAUGCAUUCGGAUUACCAGCAGAAAAUGCAGCAAUUGAACGUAAUGUUGAUCCCAAAGAAUGGACUGACAGUAACAUAAAAAAUAUGAAACAACAAUUAAAUAUUCUUGGCUGUGAUUUCGAUUGGGAACGUGAGUUCGCAACUUGCAAUCCAAAUUAUUAUCGCUGGACCCAGGAAUUAUUUCUAAAACUCUACGAUUGUGGAUUAGCGUAUCAGAAAAAAGCAUUCGUCAACUGGGAUCCUGUUGACAAAACAGUUCUGGCUGAUGAGCAGGUUGAUCAUGAUGGAAAGUCAUGGAGAUCUGGUGCUAAAGUUGAGAAAAAGUUAUUGAGACAGUGGUUCAUACGGACCACAGCCUUUGCCAAGUCACUUUUUGAUGGUCUAGAUGACCCGAUGCUCAAAGAAUGGCGGGAUAUUAUUAAAAUACAGAAGCACUGGAUUGGUGACUGCAAUGGGACAUCAAUGGAUUUUAAAUUAGUAUGUGAUUUACCUGAUGAUCAUGAUAAACCUGAUACUUUCAACAUAUGGACAGACAAACCAGAAUUUAUUGAACAUGCGAAAUUUAUUGCCGUUUCACGUGAUAAUUUUCUAGCUAAAUCACAAAUUCAUAAUUUUACAGGCAUAACAACAAAAUAUCUCAAUGCUAAAGUUAUUAAUCCAUUUAAUAAUGAAGAAUUGCCUAUUUAUUAUACAAAUACCAUGAAAUUUUCAAAGCUACGUGAUAAUCAUGUUGGUAUUCCAGGUUGUUCUCCAGCUGACGCUGAAUUUUGUACAGAUAAUGGAAUUACUUUUGAUGAAAUCGAGGAAUUAAGUGAUGAAGAAAUAGAGAAUAGGCGUAAAAUUGUCAUGGAAAGAGCGAAAGAAUUAAAAAUUGGUGGUUAUUUGGUCAGUGCGACACUGAGAGAUUGGUUGAUAUCACGGCAAAGAUACUGGGGCGCACCGAUUCCUAUAAUUAAUUGUGAUAAAUGCGGUAGUGUUCCAGUACCACGCGAUCAAUUGCCAGUUAUUUUACCAGAAAAAUCAUCAAACUCAGAUUCGGGUAUUCCGAAUUUAAGACAAGCAACUGAUUGGCUAAAAACAUCUUGUCCUAAAUGUGGUGGUGAUGCCACCAGAGAAGCUGACACAAUGGACACUUUUGUCGAUAGCUCAUGGUAUUUUAUGAGAUUUAUUGAUCCAAAUAAUGACAAUGAUGUGUUUUCACAUGACAAAGCUAUGAAAUAUCUUCCAGUUGAUUUGUAUAUCGGCGGCAAAGAACACGCGGCAUUGCAUUUAUAUUACGCGAGAUUUAUGAAUCAUUUUCUAUUUACUCAGGGUCUUUUGCCAACACGUGAACCUUUUAAACAAUUAUUGGUACAGGGAAUGAUUAUGGGUAAAAGUUAUCGCAUUAAAGGUAGUGGUAAAUAUUUAAAAGAAAAUCAAGUUGAAAAAGAGGGAAAUAAUUUUAUUGAAAAAGAUUCAAAACUUCCGGUUGUUGUUGCUUGGGAAAAAAUGUCAAAGUCUAAGUACAAUGGUGUUGAUCCUAUGGAAAUGUUUAAUGAAUAUGGAUCAGAUGCCACAAGAUUAAUUAUUCUUGCUGAUGUUGCACCAACGUCUAGCAGAAAUUGGUCCAAUCAAACAUUUCCGGGUAUUUUUAAUUGGCAACAACGAUUGUGGUUAUCAAUAAGACAAUUGUUGAUAAGCCGUAAGGGUGUUGACGUAGAAGAAAUAAAAAAUACGACACCAGAUACUGAAAAAUUUAUAGCAGACAAUGAGUAUUUGUUUAAUAGUAGAAAUUAUUAUAUAAAAGGUGUUACGUUUAAUAUAAUUGGAUCACAACAACUCAGUGUCGGUAUUUCUAAAAUGCAAGGCCUGACAAAUAGUUUAAGAAAAGUAUCGUUGAAAUGUUUGACUCACAGUCCAGAGUACGAACGCACAUUGGCUGCGCAAAUAGUAAUGCUCGCACCUUUAGCUCCAAGAUUUGCAUCCGAAUUAUGGAGUGGAUUUUGUUCUGCUCCCUAUCAUUUAGUUAAUGAUGAUUUAUUUAUACAGAGAGACAAAGAUGUUCUUGAACAAAAGUGGCCAGAAGUUGACAGCCAUUAUGAAUUAGAUCUUGAUGUUAUUGUAAAUGGAGCUCAUAUUGAUACUCUUAAAAUUCCUAAAUAUAAUAUUGAAAAAAUGUCAGGAGAGAAUGCAGCAGAAUUAGCAUUAAAAUCUGAGGCCGCUAAAAAAUAUAUAAAAGAUCGUACAAUUAUUGGAUUUAAAUAUCAAUGGGAUCCAGAUUGUGAUGGGAAAAUUCAAUUCCAAGUAUCAUUGAAGCCUUCAAAUCUAAAAAUUAAAAAUACCAUGUAACUACAUGCAUAUAUUUUGAUAAGUUUAUUAUUUGUACAGUUUGUUUCAAAAUAUAUAUAUUUCAAUAAGUUUACCCAAUGGGCACGGGAUAUUCUUGGCCAUUAUGUCUUGUAGAAUUUAAAUUUUCUAUAUAUUUUUUUGGUAAAUCAUGUUCUUGCGCACCUUUGAUUAUUGUUUUU